AGUUAACUCAGUUUAUACCGAGUCGGCAAGGCGGUCGUACCCGUAUAGCGUAUAUUAGCUGCAUAGAACAAAAUCGCUGGCCGAUAGGAACGCACUUCACGGCUGUCGCGAAUUAAGUGCAAUUAAUUGUAAGAAUUCAUAGUUUGGAAAUCGGAAAAAUGAAACAAAUAGCUGGCCACACCAGUGUUCUGGCCCUACUGCUUCUCUGUUUUCUAAGCUGCGUAUCGGCCUAUAACUAUUUGGUGGUUCUACAUACCGCGGCCCGAUCCCAUUACCAUGUUGGAUCUGCCCUGGCCCAGGGAUUAGCCAGCGCUGGACAUCAGGUGACCAUUGUCUCCCCAUUCGAGUUGAAAAAACCCAUCAAAAACAUCAAAGAUGUGACGGUCAAAAGCACUCUGGCAUCCAUGCAAGGGAGAAUGGCCAACUUAUUGGAAUCAUCAAAAAAGCCUAUUAUCGAACAGAUCGUUAACUUCCAUGAAAUGGGUAUAGAAAUAACCGAGCUUCUGCUAAGUGAAUCCUCCGUAAUUGAGCUGAUGAAUUCGAAUCAGACCUUUGACGCCGUAAUAUCGGAGGUUUUCCUAAACGAGGCCCACUUCGGUCUGGCAGAGCAUUUUAAGGCCCCACUUAUUGGACUGGGCACUUUUGGCGCCAUUAGCUGGAACACAGACCUGGUUGGAUCUCCAUCUCCGCCCUCGUAUGUUCCAAGUGCUCUGCUCAAGUUUAGUGACCACAUGUCCCUCGCAGAGCGUGUGGGCAACCUGGCCUUCCUCACCUACGAGUAUGUGUUCCUCAACUACUUUUAUCUGCCGCGUCAGGAAGCCCUCUAUCGCAAGUACUUCCCCAACAACAAGCAGGACUUCUACGAGAUGCGCAAGAACACGGCUUUGGUGCUGCUGAAUCAGCAUGUCUCCCUCAGUUUUCCCCGGCCCUAUUCGCCCAACAUGAUCGAGGUGGGCGGUAUGCACAUCAAUCGAAAGCGCCAGCCGCUGCCCAAGGACAUUCAAUCGUUCAUCGAGGAAGCACAGCAUGGAGUUAUCUACUUCUCGAUGGGUUCCAACCUGAAAAGCAAAACCCUGCCCCUGGAGAAACGACAGGCUCUGAUCGACACCUUUGCGCAGCUGAAACAGCGUGUCCUUUGGAAGUUUGAGGACACAGAUCUGCCCGGAAAACCGGCGAAUGUCUUCAUCUCGGACUGGUUCCCCCAGGACGACAUUCUGGCCCAUGAAAAUGUGAUUGCCUUCAUCACACACGGUGGUCUGCUGAGCACCACGGAGUCCAUUUACCACCGAAAACCCUUUGUUGGCAUCCCGAUCUUUGGCGAUCAGUUCCUGAACAUGGCUCGUGCCGAGCAGAAUGGUUAUGGAGUGACUGUACAUUACGAAGAUUUGAGUGCCCCCAAACUUUUGGCGGCCAUUCGGCGCCUAAUCGAAGAUCCUGAGGCUAGCAAAAAGGUGCGCGACAUGUCCGACAGAUACCGGGAUCAGCAGCAGACUCCCUUGGAGCGAGCUGUUUUCUGGGUGGAGCACGUGUCCCGGCACAAGGGUGCCAAAUACCUAAGGAGCGCCUCCCAGGAUCUGAACUUCAUUCAGUAUCACAACCUGGAUGCCAUGCUGAUCCUUUAUGGCGGAAUUAUAUUUGUGCUCUACUGCAUUUUCCUGCUGAUCCGUUGGGUGUGGCGCCUAUUGCAGGAGUUGUUCAUAAAGAAGGAAAGUUCCAAGCCGAAACAAAAAGCCAAACGGAAUUAAUAAAAAGUGAUAAUUAAGUUUAGUAUCCUCGACCAGUUUAUUGUGCUUAAUAAUAGACUGGGCUGUUGCUGUUUCAGUGGUGCAAUUCUGUAGAAAAAUAAAAUUAAUAUUAUUUCACAAAAUGAGA
Messenger RNA from Drosophila gunungcola (fruit fly), 1872 nucleotides. RefSeq names its product UDP-glycosyltransferase UGT5 (gene Ugt302C1). The transcript is spliced from 3 exons. Gene Ontology annotation, molecular function: UDP-glycosyltransferase activity. Bases 159 to 1745 code for a protein of 528 amino acids. The record is from RefSeq and is a predicted model, not a curated record. NCBI's taxonomy places the organism in Eukaryota, Metazoa, Arthropoda, Insecta, Diptera, Drosophilidae.